AUGAAAGUAGGCAUUAUACCUUACCAGGCGGAAGAGCUCGUUCGUGGGAACGACAGUGGACCCGUACGACCUCGGUUCCCGUCAGUACAGAAGACUCAUGAGAUCGAGACUAAAGAUGACGGUGUCAAAGUAUUUGUCAAGCCAGAGGAUAUCCCGUUGAAUAGGAGAAAUUUCGUGUACAGGCCAUGUGCGCCCAAUCCGCAUUUCACUGAGUUGGGCUACUGUUGCUCUGAGUACCCUUUCAGAAACGCGGGAAUGAAUGUUAUGGACCGAUCUGACGGCAUCUCCCUGAUCAAGGAUGGGAACGACCUGGUCAGCGUUAACGAUUCUUUGGGCUGGAGAACUUCGAGGUGUGAUGCGUGUGUGAAAGACGGUGAAGCAUAUUGGGAAGUCGAAGUAAUCCGAGGUGGACUGUUGGAGCCUUUCCCGGAAGAUGCUUCGCUACAGAAGAGGAAAGAUGUGCUGAAUGCGAUUCCGCACCUCAGGAUUGGUAUCUCGAAGCGCGAGGCCUCACUGGAGGCUCCUGUGGGGUUCGAUUCCUAUGGGUAUGGGAUUAGAGAUCACACGCUGGAGUCGAUACAUGAGGGAAUCAUCACUCAGACUUUACCUCUGAAGUCCCUGAAACCCGGUGACAGGAUAGGUCUGCUACUAAGACUGCCAACGUUCGAGGAACAGAAACAACAGGCGGACGAAUAUAUACAAAGAAGGAUAGCCGCUUUGUCAAGCCAUAGUUCCAAACCCACAUCAUCAAACGAUUAUUGGGCUUCUGAAGACCCUGGGCCGAACAAAAAGAAGACGAAGAAGGCAUUCUCUAACGUAGAUUUUCAGAAGGCAUUGCUCGAAGAUAUCGACAAUAACAAUGUGAUACGGGACCACAUUGCAAUUAGAUAUAAGAACCAGCUAUUCUUCGAAGCCACUGACUAUGUGAAGACAACCAAACCUGAAUACCACUCCUCUGAUAAGAGAGAAAGAGAAGAAUAUUACCGCCUAGCGCACUCGCACCUCUCAGUGUAUCUAAACGGACAGCCAUUAGGCAGAGCAUUCGAAGACCUGAAGCCCUUCUUACCACCAUUCAGUGAGCUGCAAUACAAGGAAAAAUUCUUUUUCGACUACUGGAGACAUGGAAGUGCAUCUAAUAACGAUAAAGGUGUCUUGGAUUCAACGCAAAAGAAAGGUCUCCUGCUGAGAAAUAAAUACGUCAACAACAACAAGCUCGGUUACUACCCUACAAUAAGCUGUUUUAACGGAGGCACCGCUAGGAUAAUAACCCAGCGGUCCGAACUCAAAUUCCUCGAUGAGAUUCUCAAAGCGCAUCCUCGACCUAACGAUGUCAGAGUGCUAGAGACCCUGUAUCAAGAGCAAAUAGCCGAGGAUAUCGUGUGGGACAUAGUUGAUGAAGUCGAGGAAGAGAUCAAUGCUAAACUGCUUAAAGUGUAG
Molecule: messenger RNA, 1437 nt
Organism: Torulaspora globosa
Lineage: Eukaryota; Fungi; Ascomycota; Saccharomycetes; Saccharomycetales; Saccharomycetaceae
Gene: BRE2
Product: Bre2p
Exons: 1
Coding region: 1-1437 (478 amino acids)
Cellular component (GO): Set1C/COMPASS complex
Molecular function (GO): protein binding; transcription cis-regulatory region binding
Source: RefSeq, a predicted model, not a curated record